Mus musculus (house mouse) is the source of this 6513-nucleotide messenger RNA. RefSeq names its product Sfi1 homolog, spindle assembly associated (yeast) (gene Sfi1). The transcript is spliced from 30 exons. Bases 4082 to 6370 code for a protein of 762 amino acids. Gene Ontology annotation, molecular function: phosphatase binding. Lineage: Eukaryota; Metazoa; Chordata; Mammalia; Rodentia; Muridae. The record is from RefSeq and is a predicted model, not a curated record. Gene Ontology annotation, cellular component: centriole.
CAAGAAUCGACCUGGCGGCGGUGGUGGUGAAGUUUCCCGGAGUAGAGUAGAGGUCAAACGGGAGCGCGACUUGGGAGUCACGGCUGUUUUAAGAGCCACCGUGUGGGUAUUGGGAGUCUGGAUGAAUGAAAAGUGCAUUUAACUGUUCUCUUUAAAGAUUCGGCUGUUUGAUGCGGAGAUUACCGACGUGAGCCACCACGCAAUGAAAAGAGACACUUUUCCGUCUCACACCGGUCCCAUGCAGGAGUUGUAACUAGUGACCCGCUUCUCAGAAGCGCAGAAACUUCAGGGCAAGAAAACCGUAGGAAGCCGAGCUUAGAGAGAAGUCUCUGUUUCCUGGAAGACAGAGCGCACUAAGCUGGACAGAGCAGCUUCCGGCGCGGGUCGCGUUGCCGUGGAGACGGGGGAGGAGCCGCCGUCGGCGCAGGGCCGGAAACUCUGGGCUGGGGCCCUUUGCUACCACCUCUGUCUAGCGUCUGCUGAGGAGUCACCUCCCUCAGUUAUAAGAGGAAGUUAAAAGGCUUUGGUUCAUCAAUAACCUAGUCACAAAAAUACAUAUCAACCACUGGUUGAAUUUCCAUCAAGAGGAAAGAAUGGAGAAGAAGAUUGGUUCCAGGUCUUUUAGGGAUGGUGUGGUUAAGAAACCUUGUUCUCCAAAGACCCUGCCCCUCAAAAAGUCUUCUGCCUUCUCUGGGAUCCAGAGGGAGCCAUCUAGAAGCUGCCACUCUAUAUACUAUCAUGCCUCACAAAACUGGACUCGGUACCGAUUACAAGAACUUCGAAUCAGGUGUGUGGCCAGAAAGUUCCUGUAUUUGUGGAUUCGAGUGACUUUUGGAAGAGUGACUCCCUCUAGAGCCAGGAUUUUCCAUGAGCAGAAAAUAUUACAGAAGGUCUUCGGAGAAUGGAGGGAAGAAUGGUGGGUCUCCCAGAGGGAGUGGAAGCUCUGUGUCCGAGCUGACUGUCACUACAGAUACUACUUGUACAACCUGAUUUUCCAGAACUGGAAGACCUUUGUGCACCAGCAACGGGAGAUGAGGAAGAGGUUCCGAAUAGCUGAGCAUCAUGAUACGAAGCAGAAGAUGUGCCAAGCCUGGAAGUCCUGGUUGAUAUACAUGGUUUCUCGUAGGACCAAACUUCACAUGAAGACUACUGCUCUAGAGUUUAGGAGGCAGAGUGUCUUAUGGGUUGGCUGCGAUGGCAAGAACAGCUUCUAAUUAGCCAGCGAGAUAGGAGGAAGGAGGCCACUGCUGUGCAACACUAUCAGCACUGGCAGAAGCAGAGAUCUCUGAAGGCUUGGCUUAAAUACCUCCAAAUCUGCAGGGUGAAGAGAUGGCAGAAUGAGAUGGCUGUACAAUUCCACCGUGCUACUGUGCUCCAGAUACAUUUCUGUGACUGGCAGUGGGCCUGGGAGUGGAGGCAGAGCUUGUCUGCCCACCAGGCCCUGGUGGUGAAGCUGGCCGGGAGGAUGGUCCUGCGGAGGGCCUUUACACACUGGAAGCACUACAUGUUGCUACAGGCAGAAGAGGCUGCCCAGCGCGAGGCAGCAGCUGAACACCGCCAGCACUACCUGCUGGUAAGAGCCUGGGGCAGCUGCGGAGGCGCGCGCUCAGGGCUCCUGCGCUCAGGGCUCCUGCGCCAUAGCCCCUGAGUGGAGCAGUUCUCAGUUAGCUGUAGUCUGUGCUUGCAUUUUGAAGCUGAGAAAGUAAUGAGUAAAGUCAGAGAUUUGGAGUUGAAAGGGGAACUGACCCUGGGUCUUUACACAGUAGACCUCUUUUGAGUGGCAGAGAUCAAAGUCUUGAUCUUAAACCUAAGUCAAGGUCUGGGGAGUUGAUUCCUGUUUUGUGGGCUGCCUCUCCUGUAGGAGCUGGUCUUCAGAGGCUUUUAGGAACCUCUGGUGCUCCACAGAACACAGUGAAUACCCCUAGCUCUGUCUAACCACAGAACACAGUGUGAAAACCCUUAGCUCUGUCUAAUCUCUUCUCUCUGGUACUUUGCUUAUAUAGUAUGUAUGCAAUUGGUGACAGAGUUGGGAAUGUGGCCCCAAGGAUUCCGUCCUAGUGUCUUUUUCUGUUGAAAACAGGUUGGUUUUCCCAUGUAAGUUAAUACAAGGAAUACAGUCCUUAGGAGACAGGAACAGAUACCCAUCUCACAAAUAAUUGUAGAUUCUGACAAGUUGACAAUGAGUACCAACCAUCACAGAUUCACCUGAGAUCAUUCUGGCAAACUGCUUUUAUAAUUACGUAAAUGUAUUACAUUACAUUAACUCUUAUGUGGUUCCCAAGUCUGGGAUUAGAGGCAUGUAUCACCAUGCCCAGCCAACAUUCAACCUCUUAGAAUUCUUUUUCAUAUGGGUCAAGGGAAGUCCCCCAGUUAGAGGCAACGCUGUGUUUUUUGUGUGAAGGCAGUGUUACUGAGCCUGCUGGGUAAGCUAGUUUCUAUUAGGAACUUGGUAGCAAAACUGCAGAGAACUGGAGCAGUCCCGAACCACAGUGGCUUCCAGUGAUGCUUUCCUUGUUCACACUUCCACAGCUCCUAAUGCACCUUUAUAACCCCUCUUGUCAUGUCUCUGGGUAGUAUUCUUGCUUUAGAGCCUUCAAAGACAACGUGACCCAGGCCCGACUACAGCAAACAAGAAAGAAGCUUGCUCAGCAGCUGCGUGACACUACAGUAAGACUCUCCUGGCCCCAACCCCAGACAGGGCUCUGCUGUAUGGGUAGCUCCGGGUGGCCUCAAGCUCACUGUAUAGUCUGUGCUGGUCUAGAAUUCACAGUCCUCCUGAGUCCUGAAAUUACAGGUGUACUGUGCACAGUACUUGAUUUCCUUUAGACUCCAUAAUCAUACUGCCUGUUUCCAUUGUUAGUCUGUACCUGCUGAUAGAGAAAUUUGUUUUAGCCUCUUUAGUGUUCCCUACCCACCCCGUCCUACUACUGGAGUUUGCUAAGAAAACCAGGGCUUGAUUUGGAUGUUAAGGACUGGCUUUUCUCUUGACCUAGGGUAUUGUUAGACAGUAUAGACCCCACGGAGUCCUGUACUUGAAAGGCUGUUGGUAUGUUUCCCCCAUAGGCAGUUCCCUUCAAUGGUUUGUUGAGCAGGGGCAACAAUUCUCUUCAUUGGUUUUAUUUCUGAGUGUAGAUUUUUUUAAAAUGAUUAAGCACAUGAUCUACAUACUAUGUAGCCUCAACAUUCAUUAGUAUUUUGCCUCAAAAUUUUCCCUAAAUGACUUCAAAGUAAAUUAUAAACACUUUGGUAUGCAUCACCCCCAAACAAGUAGUUUUACAUCGCAGGACCAUCCAGGCCAUUUUCGGAUUUUCACAGUUGUCCUUGAAAACAUCUUCUCAAGCAGUGUUACACUUCAUUGUUAUUCCUCCUUUGCCUGUCUGAAGACAGUCUUGCUGUAUAGCCCAGAUUGUCUCCAUUUUCCAUCUUUCUACGUUUCUUCCCCCUACAUCUUAGUUAUUAUGUCUCCUCAGCCCCUACUCUACAGAAGUGUUCUCUCGAGCCAUACUCUGUAUUCUAAUUAAGAAGUCUCAGGCUUACUCUCUCUUGUUCUUUCGCCUCUCGUUUUCUUACUCUCUUUCCUCUUGCCCCCUUGCUCCCCUCUCUCCUCAUCCCCUUCUCCCCUCUCUCCACGUGGUCAUGGCCUGCCUCUGCUUCUCUAGUCUCUCCUUCUCUCUGCCUUUUCCUGCCUCUACUACUCUCUUAACUCCCCUCCCAUGCCCUAAAUAAACUCUAUUCUAUACAAAAAGAAAAAAAAAUUCUCAGAGCUACUAGAAGCAUCUUUAAACUGGCCCAGAUUAUGUCUCCCUAGGCCAGCUGCUUUGAGUGAGCUGCCCCAAAGUGGGGCAAUGCUUCCUUUGGGGACUCGGAGUGAGCUGGGAGUCAGCUCUUACACCAGGAGCCCUCUCUCUUCUCAUCAGGAUAAACUCAGUUUUCUUCCUGUAGUUGCUUCACAGGUUCUGGAACCUCUGGCAGUCUCGAAUUGAGCAGAGGGAGGAGAGGGUACAGACCCCCUCAUUGCAUGCAGCCCUGAGCCACUACAGGGUGACAGUCCUACACAAGUGUGUCAGGGUGUGGCUACGGUAUGUGCACAAGAGACAAUGGCAGCAGAGGGACAUUAGAGAAGCAAGUAUUUGCUCUCUGGAGGCAGAAGAUGUCUCAGCAUCGAGAAAACUGCUUGGCAGAGAGAAUGGCUAUACUGCAGGCAGAGCAGCAGCUUUUGCGUAGGUUCUGGUUCGUGUGGCACCAGCAGGCAGCAGUGUGUCAGCUGGAGCGACAGCAGCAAGCCAUGGCCAUUGCCCACCACCACAGUGGACUGCUCAGGAGGGCUUUCUGCAUCUGGAAGGAAAGCACCCAAGGAUUUAGGAUAGAGAGGAUGGGCAGGGCACAGGCUGCGCACUUCCACUCUGCACAGCUCUUGAGUCGGGCCUGGAGCAUGUGGAGGGAGUGCCUGGCCCUGAGGCUGGAAGAGCAGCAGAAACUGAAGUGUGCGGCCCUGCACAGCCAGUGCAUCCUGCUUCGCAGGGCUCUGCAGAAGUGGCUGGUUUACCAGAAUAGGGUGAGGAGUGUUCUGCGGGAGGUGGCGGCCAGGGAGAGACAGCACAACAGGCAGCUGCUGUGGUGGGCGUUACAUCUCUGGAGAGAAAACACCAUGGCCCGUUUGGAUGGAGCCAAAAAAACCUCUCAAGCAAGAGUUCACUACAGCAGGACUCUGUGCUCCAAGGUCCUCGUCCAGUGGCGAGAGGUUACUUCAGUGCAGAUAUAUUACCGACAAAAGGAGGCAGCUGCCCUCAGGGAGGCCCGGAAAGCACUGGACAGGGGUCGUCUCCAGAACUGGUUUCAGCACUGGCGAUUCUGCAGCCAGAGGGCAGCCCAGCAGAGAUUCCAGCUGGGACAGGCGGCUCAGCAUCACCACUGGCAGCUGCUGAUGGAAGCAAUGGCCAGGUGGAAGGCACACCAUCUGGGGUGUAUCAGAAAGAAGUUUCUGCAGAGGCAAGCUGCCCAACUCCUGGCACAGAGACUCAGUCGGGCCUGCUUCUGCCAGUGGAGGAAGCAGCUGGCAGUCCGGAAGCAAGAACAGUGGGGCACAGCCCGGGCCCUGUGGCUCUGGGCCUUCUCACUACAAGCAAAGGUGUGGACUGCAUGGCUGGGCUUCGUACUUGAGAGGAGGAGGAAGAAGGCACGGCUGGAACGGGCUAUGCAAGCCUACCAGCAGCAGCUCCUACAGGAGGGUGCCACACGGCUUCUGCGCUUCACAGCUGGUACGAAGGCCUUCCGGCAGCAGCUCCAGGCCCAGCAGCAGGUCCAGGCAGCCCACAGCCUCCACUGUGCAGUCCGCCACUGUGCUGAGCUCUGGAAAAAGAAGGUGCUUGGUCCAGGCAAGACUUCUCAACCACCAGCACCCACCACAUUCAGCAAGAGAGUGACAUUUAAGGAUUCUUUCCUCUCUGGACAUGCUGCGGAGGCUGGAGAUGCUACCCAGGAGACAAAGAAGCUUCGAGCUCCUCCAUCUCAGGGAGUCCUGGGUAGUUUGGCAGGAGCUGCUGGGGAGCCCUGCCACCUAGACCUCAAUGCAGCCCGCUCAUCACGGAAACAGCCCCGACGUCCAUCCUUCCUGCUUGAGCGUUUGGGGAGUCAGAGGUCCCCAGAGUGGUACAGCCUUGGGGAGCAGCAGUUAGAGAAGCCCCCAGAGGAGGAAAGCACGGCUCUGCUGGGAGGCUCUUCCCUGACAAGACCCUUCCUACCUGGGGUCCUGCCGAAUGUUCCUGGUCCGAAGCUGCCUCCUACGGCCAGUCCAGGCCUGGAGCUGCUGCCUCCCUCCUCCAUCAUGCCCCAUGCGGCAGGAGGCACUGCUAGGGUGUCAGCGAAGCCCAGCAUCCCUGGGCCUCAGCCUUGGGGGUGCCCGUCCUUACCCAGGGACCUUGAUCCCCAACUCCUCCCUGGAGAUUCCAUAAGCACCCGGACUGAGCCUGUUUAUGGCUCAGAGGCUACAGGCCACACAGAGCUUGAGGCUGAGUUGGAGGGGAUCCAGCAGCAGUUACAACACUACCAAACCACCAAGCAGAACCUUUGGUCAUGCCAGCGACAAGCCAACAGCCUGCGUAGGUGGCUGGAGCUAAGCCAGGAGGAGCCGAAAUCCGAGGACCUUCACCUAGAAGAGCAGGUGAAAACAGAACUGGAGGAGGUAAGACCAGGUCAGCCCAGGGCCAGCCCCUGGCUGUCCUUCCUUUCAGCUUGCCUUGUCCCUCCCUCUCGCCCAUGUCCCCAGGUGGAACUACAGGUCCAGCAGCUGGCUAAGGAGCUUGAGGCCCAGCGUCAGCCUGUUGGUACAUGCAUUGCUCGUGUUCGGGCCCUGAGACGGGCACUGUGCUAGUGGCCCGUCCCUGGGGGAUAGGUGCUAUCCUUCACAAGGCCUGGGACACCCUCAACAACAAAAUUCAAAGCUAUGGUAGUUUUUGUUUUGUUUUGUUUUUUAAUUUCAAAAUGUCUUGCAAUGAAAUGAAUUACUGUUCAGAA